UGUGGAAACAAAUUUGCGGCUAAAGAGACUCUUAAUCGUCACGUGCGUACCCACACGGGUCACAAGCCGCACAAGUGCCAGUUUUGCGGCAAGGCUUUUAUCCAAGCAGCGCAGUUACGUGCUCACAUCUUUCACCAUACCGGUGAAAACGCAUACACUUGCCCCCAUUGCAACCGGGCCUUCAAUAGGCGAGCGCGCCUCACGAUGCACGUCAAGUUCGUCCAUGAGGGUGCCGAACCGUUACAAUGUAACCAAUGCGAGAAAUCAUUCUAUCGCAAGGAAGAUUUGUCCAGACAUGAACUGCUCCAUUCUGGAGUAAAGCCUUUCGAAUGCGAGGUAUGCUUAAAACGUUUCGCCAUCAAGUCUUCGCUCAAACUUCACCUGUUGACUCACCGCAAAGAGCAGCCAUGCAAAUGCGACGAAUGCGGCCGAGCUUUCAUUCGCCAGGACUGCCUAUUACGACAUAUGCGUGCCAAACAUCGGGACCUCUUGGAAGACAUAAUGGCUGGAGCGGAAAAGAAACGUCUUCAGCAGCAGUUACUGAAAGCGGCUUCCGCGGCCGCGGCGAACAGAGAGAGCGGUUCAUCGUUGUGCGACAAUCGGAUCUGGAACGAACUCACGUUGACUGAUUCUAUCAAAGAACUCCUCACGCUUCUGGUUGACGAGGAAACAUUGCAAGCUUUUGGAUGGCCCGAUGCCCCUGUCGAUAAAAUACUGGACUCAGUAAUCAAACGUUGCGGGCACAAACCAGCUUCUGAUGAGGAUUUCGAUUACAUUGGUCGUUUACGUGAGAACGCAAAGCUCCUAUUUACCGUAGUGAUAGACGACGAAGCUGUUAAGUCGCUGUUAAACAACCAGACGGUCGACGAGGUCAUUCUUCACGUGCUUCAACUGGCCAAAACGGACUGAGACGUACCGGGGGGUUGUUACCCCCCAACGUCCAACAAGUCCUUUACUUAUCCAAGGGGGUGACGGGCAAAAAAGGAAAUAAUGCGAUACUACUGACGAAGUAAACUUUAGAAAUGAAAGAAAUUAUUUUUUUAUCGAUUGCAUCGUCAAUAAUAAAUGACCGAUUAAGUCAUUAUUGAGGAUGUUAUGAACAUAGCAUUGAUAUAUAUAUAUAUGUCGUUAUUGAUUCGUUUGUCCCUGCUGACUUUCAUAUUUCCAAUUGCUUUGUUAUACGUUUCUAGAAAGACAAUAGCCGGAUGAGCUUGAGCGAACUACCCCGGAAGUCUCAUAUUUUUUGUACAAGUUCCUAUUAAUGGAAACGAUUUAUUUCCAAUAAUAGUAGACACGAAAUUUCUGUACAGUAUUUACAAAUUU
This is a messenger RNA of Agrilus planipennis (emerald ash borer), 1323 nucleotides long. RefSeq names its product zinc finger protein 100-like. The transcript is spliced from 2 exons. The annotation marks the transcript as partial. NCBI's taxonomy places the organism in Eukaryota, Metazoa, Arthropoda, Insecta, Coleoptera, Buprestidae. Gene Ontology annotation, cellular component: nucleus. The record is from RefSeq and is a predicted model, not a curated record.